Messenger RNA from Coffea eugenioides, 1547 nucleotides. RefSeq names its product 33 kDa ribonucleoprotein, chloroplastic. Lineage: Eukaryota; Viridiplantae; Streptophyta; Magnoliopsida; Gentianales; Rubiaceae. Bases 194 to 1171 code for a protein of 325 amino acids. The transcript is spliced from 4 exons. The record is from RefSeq and is a predicted model, not a curated record. Gene Ontology annotation, cellular component: cytosol. Gene Ontology annotation, molecular function: mRNA binding.
GCUAUCAACUCGUCAGAGUAAAAUUGGGAGCGCGACUUACCAUGGGCUUGGAGUAAAGAAUCCAAUUUUCCGCCUCUAAUCUUGUAUCCUUUCCCCUUAUCUGUUAUCCCUUUCAAGGAAGUCUAAAGCCCCAACCUUAUUCCAUUGAUCGAACAAACACAAUACUGCUACUGCUAAUUUUUGGCCAAAAAAAAUGUCAGCUUCUUCUCUAUCAGUGGCUGUUGCCACUGCCACUGCCACUGCCAACUCUUCUUCUUCUUCAACCCCAUCAUCAACUUCUUCCCUAGAACACCUUUAUCUGUCCACCAUUCACUUCCCCUUCAAGCCCACAAAACCCAUAAACUUUUGCAGGGUUAAUCACCUUCUAAAUUCUGCUCCUGUUCCUCAGGUCUCUCGCUCCCUACUUGUUUGUGCUUCGACUGCUUUUGAUGCUUUUGAUGCCAUCCAAAGCACACAGGUCCUAGAAGAAGAAGAACAAGAAGAAGAAGAAGCAGAAGCAGAAGAAAUACAAGACGUUGAGGAUGAAAAUGAUGGGGAUACAGCUGCUGUAUCUCUAUCAACUGAAGGUCGUAGAUUAUACGUGGGAAACUUGCCUUACGCGAUGACCUCUUCCCAAUUAGCUGAUAUCUUUGCUGAAGCUGGCCGUGUUGCUUCUGUUGAGAUUGUUUAUGACAGAGUGACGGAUAGGAGUCGAGGAUUUGCAUUUGUUACAAUGGGGAGUUUUGAAGAAGCAAAGGAGGCAAUUCGGCUGUUUGAUGGAUCUCAAGUUGGGGGCCGAACUGCAAGGGUGAAUUUUCCUGAGGUGCCACGAGGAGGUGAGCGAGAAGUCAUGGAGUCAAAGAUCAGAAGCAGCAACCAGGGAUUUGUAGAUAGCCCACAUAAGAUCUAUGCAGGAAACCUAAGCUGGGGUCUAACCUCUCAAGGCCUCAGAGAAGCUUUCCAAGACCAGCCAGGAUUCUUGAGCGCCAAAGUCGUCUAUGAUAGGGACAGCGGAAGAUCCCGAGGUUUUGGAUUUAUUAGUUUUGCGUCCGCUGAAGAGGUGGAUUCUGCACUUGAGGCCAUGAAUGGAGUGGAGGUGGAAGGCCGGCCUUUACGGUUAAACUUGGCACAACAAAGAUCUUUCAUAUCUCCUCCUCCAGCACCUGAAACAAAUUCUGAGUCAGAUAGUUAAAGCAGCCUCCUUAGUGUUUUGUGUUAUUAGCAGCUAAGAGGGGUGGAUGAAUUAGUAUUGCCAUACGCUUGUGAGGGGAUGAUGUGGAGUGGAGGAGGCAAGCAAAAACUGCCGUAGAGAGAAUUGAGUUCAAUUUUGUUCCCUGCCAAAGUUCCGAGUCACACUUAUAUGGCACAGACGGAAGCCAAAGAUGCCUAGAGAAGGACAUUGUUUAAUGAAUACUAGUGUUGUACUUUCAGAUAUCCUUAAAUUUUCGUUUUGCGUGAUUAGCGGAAGACUACGGGUACAAUUUACGACCAGUUCUUUCCCGUCAAAUUUCAAGUUCUUCACACACUCGUGAUUUUUAAACAGCUAUAAUGAGAAAAUUCGGUGGAAA